AUGAGUCGUGGAGUAGGGAGCAUGUGCAAAAUUGAUUCCCAAAUUCCUUCAACUUUUGAGCAGGGAGCAUGUGCAACCCCUCUCUCUGUUUCCCCGGUUUCGAUUUAUGCCAAGCCUGGAAAAUAUUAUGCUUUACGCUAUCAUAAUAUCCGUGACCCACAAAAGUUCUAUCUAUAUAAUAAGGGGCAGCUUCGGAGUUAUGAAUAA
Molecule: messenger RNA, 207 nt
Organism: Sphenostylis stenocarpa
Lineage: Eukaryota; Viridiplantae; Streptophyta; Magnoliopsida; Fabales; Fabaceae
Source: the annotation of a GenBank genome assembly